AUGCAGGACGGCAGACUCUCAGCCCGUGGACUCCUGGCACUGCUGGCCUGCAGCCUUCUGGCCUGGAGGGUGGGCGAGACAAGAUCCAACCCGCUGGAGAAGCUGUCCCCACAGGUUUUGGGGCACCGAGCUCUCAGUAUGAAGGAGACCUUCCUGGUGCUCUCACUGCACAACAAGUUGAGGAGCAAAGUGCAGCCACCCGCUGCCAACAUGCAGAGGCUGGACUGGAGUGAGGAGCUGGCACAGCUGGCAAGGGCACGUGCAGCCAGCUGCCUGGUGGGCCCUGCUCCGUCGGAGGCCCCUCAUGUGGGCUGGAGCGAAGCCCUACUGCCAGCAGGCGCUGGCAGCUUCGUCGAAGUGCUGCAGCGCUGGUUCGCCGAGGGGCACCAUUACGACUACCAGGCAGCACGCUGUGCCGAGAAUGCCACCUGCAGCCAUUACACCCAGCUGGUUUGGGCCACGUCAGGGCGGCUCGGCUGUGGCAGGCACGUGUGCACCGGGCACCGGGGCCAGAGCGAGGCCUUCGCCUGCGCCUACUCCCCGGGGGGCAACUGGGAGAUGAAUGGGAAGACCAUCGUUCCCUACAAGAAAGGAGCUUGGUGCUCGCUCUGCACAGCUGGGCUUUCUGGCUGCUUCAAAUCCUGGGACCAUGGUGGCGGGCUCUGUGAGGUCCCCAGGAACCCCUGUCGCAUGACCUGCAAGAACAGUGGGUACCUCAACAUGAGCAGCUGCCAGUGCACAUGCCCCCCAGGAUACACGGGCAGGUACUGCCAAGUGAAGUGCAGUGUGCAGUGUCUCCAUGGGAAGUUCAGGAAGGAGGAGUGUUCCUGCCUCUGUGACAUUGGCUACAGUGGUGCUGAGUGCGGAACAAAGAUUCAGUUCCCCUUCCACGCCUGUGACGUGAGGAUAGAUGGCAACUGCUUUAUGGUGUCCCCUGAGGCCGACACAUACUAUGGAGCCAAAAUAAAGUGCCAGGAGAAAGGAGCAAUGUUGGCCCAGAUCAGAAAUCAGAAGGUCCAAGACAUCCUGGCCUUCUAUCUCAGCCGCCUGGAAACCAGCAACAGGGUGAUGGACACAGAUUUUGAGACCCGUAACUUCUGGAUUGGUCUCACCUACAAAACAUCCAAGGCUUCGUUCCGCUGGGACACAGGCGAGCCAUCCUUCUUCACCAGCUUUGCUUUUGGACAGCCAGACAACCAGGGGUUUGGGAACUGCGUGGAGAUGCAAGCAUCAGCUGCUUUCAACUGGAAUGACCAGCGCUGCAAGACUCGAAAUCGGUACAUCUGCCAGUUUGCUAAGGAACACAUCUCCCUGUGGCAGUGGGACCCCUGA
Molecule: messenger RNA, 1332 nt
Organism: Rhea pennata
Lineage: Eukaryota; Metazoa; Chordata; Aves; Rheiformes; Rheidae
Product: C-type lectin domain family 18 member C-like
Exons: 12
Coding region: 1-1332 (443 amino acids)
Molecular function (GO): polysaccharide binding
Source: RefSeq, a predicted model, not a curated record